AUGGCGGAAGGCAUUCUCUUUGACAUUGCUGCACGAAUCAUUGAGAGCUUCGGAUCCCGGGCUCUCAAAGAGAUCGGACUGUUUUGGGGUGCCACAGCUGAUCAGCUUGAGAAGCUCAAGAACACCGUUUCAACAAUCCAAGCCGUGCUUCUUCAUGCUGAGGAGCAAGGCUCAGUGAACGGGGAAGUUAGAGAUUGGCUUGAAAAGCUUGAAGAUGUCGUUUAUGAUGCAGACGACUUGAUGGAUGCUUUCUCCACCGACUAUCUGUUGCGAGAGAUGAAGAUGGCAAAAAAGGUAGGAAUCUUCUUCUCCAAAUCAAACCAGACUGUCUAUAAUCUGAAAAUGGGUCAUAAGAUUAAGGCGAUUAGACAGAAGUUAGAUGCCAUCGCAAAUGUUAGGGAAUUCCACUUGGAGGAACGCCCUACGGACAUAGGAGUCAGGGCAAGUAAGUGGGAUGAUACUCAUUCCUAUGUAAGUGAGGACGAAAUUAUUGGUAGAGAUGGUGACAAAGAGAAUAUCAUAACAAGACUUAUUUCUGAUUCCGACAUUAAAGAGAAUGUCGGAAUCAUUCCGAUUACUGGCAUCGGAGGAUUAGGAAAGACAACACUUGCUCAAUGCAUAUUUAAUGACUGGAAAGUAGAUGAACAUUUUCAGCUAAAAAUGUGGGUUUGUGUCUCUGAGACUUUCGAUGAUUUAGACAGCGAGAAGUCAUGGUGUUUAUUCAAGCAAGUGGCAUUUGAGAACGGACAAGAGCCAGUGAAUUCUAGAGAGGUGGAAGUUGGAAGGGAGAUUGUAGAAAAGUGUUCAGGUGUCCCUUUUGUCAUCAAAACAAUGGGAAGGCUACUAGCCAUGGAAAAUUCUGAAGCAGAAUGGGUCUCUUUUAAAAACAAAAAACUGCCAAGAAUAAAAGAAAGGAAAAUUCUAAACAUUCCCGGGCUGCAUCCCCUUUGCGUCCUCGUUGCCUACGUGGCAACUAAAUCCAACAACGCUGUUUUCAGCUUAGAGGAUAAUUGA
Carya illinoinensis is the source of this 1014-nucleotide messenger RNA. Its product is annotated as putative disease resistance protein RGA3. The transcript is spliced from 2 exons. The coding region runs from base 1 to 1014 and encodes 337 amino acids. Gene Ontology annotation, biological process: defense response to other organism. Lineage: Eukaryota; Viridiplantae; Streptophyta; Magnoliopsida; Fagales; Juglandaceae. The record is from RefSeq and is a predicted model, not a curated record. Gene Ontology annotation, molecular function: ADP binding.